Messenger RNA from Osmia lignaria (orchard mason bee), 2751 nucleotides. The record is from RefSeq and is a predicted model, not a curated record. NCBI's taxonomy places the organism in Eukaryota, Metazoa, Arthropoda, Insecta, Hymenoptera, Megachilidae.
CACCUACGAAGCUAAGUCGUUCGUGGAAGUUUUUGUCGAACCACGCGUUUCUUGUGUCCACCAGUGAAGUGGUUUUGAUUUUUGCUUCAUCGUUUAAUAUUUUUCGUGAUACGUCGCGAAAUUCUUCAUUUACGUUUUUAAGGUACGCGAUCUUAUGGCGAUAACAGAUGCAACUGGUGAAAAUUACAGGAUGUCGUACAACGCGUCGACAAUGUCACCGUGUUCUCAACCCUACUUGGGUCCGAACCUCGCACAGACGUGUCCUGGUUCACAGUUCCUCACCUUUAUGACCCUGUUGGACACGUUUGUACGUGCAAAGGAAGAAAUUUCUCAACUCUGCGAACGAGUGAGACCGAUCGAUCCACCGGAAUACUAUUACGAUUUCAUCGUGAUCGGAGGAGGAACAGCCGGUUCUGUGGUCGCAUCUAGGCUCAGCGAUAUCGCGGAAUGGAAAGUUUUGCUACUAGAAGCUGGCCCCGACGAACCGCCGGGCGCUGAUAUUCCCAGCAUGGUGGCAAUGUUUCUAGGUAGCGAGAUUGAUUGGCAGUAUCGAACCGUAAACGAAAUGAACGCCUGUCUGUCGACCGGAAGAUCGUGCAGUUGGCCACGGGGUAAGAAUCUCGGUGGUACUUCCGUUCACAACGGCAUGAUGUACACCAGAGGGCACGCGAAGGAUUAUAAUAAUUGGGCAGCUAUGGGCAACGAGGGAUGGUCGUGGGAAGAGGUAUUGCCGUAUUUCAUGUGUUCGGAGAACAACACGGAGAUCAAUCGAGUUGGUCGUAAAUAUCAUUCGACCGACGGUUUACUCAACGUAGAGAGGUUUCCUUGGAGACCGAACAUAGCUAACGACAUUUUGGCAGCGGCUGCUGAAAGAGGCUAUCCGAUCACGGAGGAUCACAAUGGCGAUCAGUUCGUUGGUUUCACGAUUGCCCAAACGAUGAGCAAGAACGGGGUCAGACAGAGCACCGCGACCGCUUUUCUUCGACCGAUUCGUCAGAGAAGAAACCUUCAGAUCGCUCUGAACGCGACCGCUACCAAGAUUCUUGUAGACAAUUUGAAAGCUACAGGAGUUCAAUUCUAUCAAGACGGUGAACUUCGAGUAGCACGAGCUUCCCGCGAAAUAAUUGUUUCCGGCGGUGCGGUUAACUCCCCUCAGCUUCUACUGCUUUCCGGCAUUGGACCAAAGGAACAUUUACAGGCGGUGAACGUGAGCGUGGUCAAAGAUCUGCCAGGCGUCGGAGAGAAUCUACAAAAUCACGUGUCGUAUACGUUAUCCUGGACUAUAAAUCAGCCAAACGAAUUUGAUUUGAACUGGGCCGCGGCUCUGGAGUACGUAUCUUUUCAAAGAGGACCAAUGUCGUCCACGGGUCUAGCUCAAUUAACCGGAAUCCUUCCCUCGAUCUACACGACUCCUGACCAUCCGGAUCUUCAGCUUUUCUUCGGCGGUUAUCAGGCGUCCUGCGCUGCUACCGGAGAAAUAGGGGCUCUCAUGGACGGUGGACGUCGUAGCAUAAGCAUAUCACCGACGAAUGUACAACCACGCAGUAGAGGAACGCUGCGUUUGGCCAGCAACGAUCCUCUCGCGAAGCCCGUAAUCCAAGGAAACUAUUUGACCGAUCCGUUGGACGUGGCCAUCCUCGUGGAGGGAAUUCGGAUAGCCUUGUCCUUCGGCAAUACCACAGCCAUGGCGAAAUAUAAUAUGACGCUUAGUAACGUUCCAUUGGCAGCGUGUUCGCAGUAUCCGUUUCUGAGUAACGAUUAUUGGAGCUGCGCUGUACGCCAAGAGACGGGUCCAGAGAACCAUCAGGCUGGUUCAUGCAAAAUGGGAGUGAGCAGAGAUCGUAUGGCUGUGGUAGAUCCACAGCUUAAAGUUCACGGUAUCAGAGGCUUACGGGUAGCCGACACGUCCAUCAUGCCACAGGUGACAUCCGGUAACACGGCCGCACCGGCGAUAAUGAUCGGCGAGAGGGCAGCGGCGUUCAUCAAAUCGGACUGGGGCGUCAUCCCGACACAAUGUUCCCGUUCCACGAUCGACAACUCGCUGGAUCUAUUGCUAUGGGGGAUCAAAUACAUCGACUGGGACCAGGCUAUCUGGUAGCGUACGAGAUCCUCCAGAAUCGAUCUAGUCCGUGAUACCAGCGGGUUUCUCCUCAACCGAGUUACAGCGCCGAUAUUUCUGGUAACGUUACCAAAGAGACGUUACGCUAAAGGAGGCUAAAGGUUCGCUUUCGUUCGCUCCUGCACACCAGCCUUUCUCUUCGAUCGAGAGCCGAUGGAGAACGUCGAGAAUCAACGAUUCCAGCGAGUUCAACUGUUGAAAAUCCUAUUUUAACUCUUACCUUCUUCGGUGAACCUUUUACUGUUCUGCCUUCCUCUUUCUUCGCGACACGAUAUUCCAGGAUACGACAUCACGAGAAUUUCAUUGAAGAUCAUACGGGUCUAUCGAUAGGCAUUACCUCGAAAUGUCGAAAUGUCGUUUGGAAAUGGAUACGUUUAUAGGAGAUCGCGUUUGUAACAUUGUUUCGUGUAUUGUUUUCCCUGCCUCUAUGGAAACGUAGACAAAUGUCGCGUCGCUUAAAACGUUCGGCCAACCUACCGUUUAAUAGUGUUGAAAGAUUAUGUUUGUUGAAGUUUGUACAUACGUAGUUUAUUUUACCCCUGUUGUCGAUUGUACUGUUUCUCCUAAUUCAGUGCUCGUAUGCUUUCAAACAGUUGUAUUAAACAAUGUUAUUUAAAAAAAAAAAAAAAAUA